CACAGCCGACUUCAUCCUUCUAGAAGCCAGACGACCUUCUCAGAGGCUCGUGCUGCUGCUGCUGCUGCUCGUGUAGUUUUGUUUUGCUGUUUUUCUGCUCUGUGAUAACGACUUACAGCGGACGAGUGGACGAGUUCGUGCCGGUUUUGUUUCGUUUUGUUUGUGUUUUGUUUUUUUCCUCCGGGAUGGGAGCGAGCACAUCCGCGCAGCAGGACGCCAAGAGCGCCGAGGAGGAGCGCGUCGCGGACCUGAGUGAGACCCGCGGCGGCGACGAUGACACUGACGACGCGAAGCAGCUGCAGAAGAAUGGACAGAUCUCAAUCUCCAGCCUGAAUGGGAAGACGGAUGAGCAGACAGACUUUAACACACAAGAUGAGGACGAUACUUUGGCCGAGGUUGGCCAAACAGAGGCCAUGCCCCAGAAAGAGGACAGCCCUGAAUCAAUCGAGGUCCUCCAAGAUGAGGUUUCACCUCAAGUUAAUGGAGAGCAGGAGGAAAAUGAGUGUGUCAGUGCAAAUGAAACUACACCCACAGAAGAGAAAGUAGCUGAGGAGAAACCAACUGAGUCCAAUGAGGUGGGUUUCAAGAAGAUCUUCCGCUUUGUUGGUUUUAAGUUUACACUGAAGAAGGACAAGAAUGAGAAAACAGAGCCUGUACAGCUCCUAAUGGUGAAGGAAACUGAGGAUGGUGCUUCAGAAGCUGUUGUUGAGGAAACAAAAGAGGAACCUGUAAAUGCAGAAAUCCAGUCUGAGGAUGAAAAGAAACUGGAUGCUUCAGAAAUGGAGAAAGAGGCCAGUGCUGAAGAUGCUGCAAAGACUGAAACGGAACCAGACCACCCUGCAACUGAUGCCCCAGCAGAAACCAAAACAGAUGGUGCUGAAGAAACUGAAAAGACCCCAGCUGACGAGCCAGCUGAUGAAGUGGAAGCCUCUACUGAGAAAGAGAAAGAACCAGAACCGCAAGCCGAAUCUCCUACAUCUCCACCAUCUCAAGAGACACAGUCCCCUUUCAGAAGAUUCUUCACUCAGGGAAUCUUCUCUAACCUGCGGAAAAAGACAAGCUUCAAGAAGGCUAAAGAGGAGGAACCAGUAAAGGAGAAAUCUGCUGAGGAGGAUAUAAAGGAGGCUGAGGAGAGAGAAGAAGCAGCAGCAGGAGGGGAAGGACAAGGCAAGGAGGAUGCAGAGGAAUUGGAAACUGAUGACCAGGUAGAUAAAGCAGAAGCACCAGAAAAAUCUGAAGCAAGCCCUGAGGAAGCUCCAUCUGCCCCUGAGGAGCAAAAGGAGGAGGAACUGAAAGUGGAGGUUGAGACAGAAAGUGAAGCUGCACCAGUACAAGAGCCUGAAGCUGUUGAACAAGCUACAACUUGUGAGGUUUCAGAGACCUCUGCUGCUGAAGAAAAAGAUGAGACCAAACCCACUGAUGAUACCAAACUUAGUGAUGACAAGGCAACUGACUCUUCUGAAGAACAACUGACUCCUGAGAAAUCCCCUGCAGAAACAACCACUGAAGCUGAAGUUCAGUCAUCCCAAGACAAAGCCAAGGGUCAAGGGAGUCCACUGAAAAAAUUGUUUACUGGGGCAGGUUUGAAGAAGUUGUCCUCCAAAAAGCAGAAGGGCAAAAAAGAAACAGAGUCAAAGCAAACAGAAUCCACUGAGCAGGCAGCUGAACAGAUUCAGUCGUCCACUGAGUCAGAUGAGGCUCAAAAACCUGACAGUGGAGCCUCGUCUCCAGAAGAAUCUGGUGAGCAUGUUGUAGGUGACGCAAGUCAGGCUGAGGCCAGUGUGGAAGCUGAAGGUGAGGCAGCAACCUCUGACAGUGAGAAGAAGAAAGAUGGCAUCCUUCAUUGGGCCUCUUUCAAAAAAUUAGUCACUCCAAAGAAACGUGUCAAGAGGUCAUCUGAGAGUGAAGAUGAGACCCCUGGAGACAAGCCAAAAUCAGCCACCCUGUCCUCAACAGAGAGUGCUGUCUUCGAAGAGAAAACUGAGGAGAUUAAACCAAGUGAGGAAGUAAAGGAAGAAGCAAAGGAGGAAUCACCGGUUGAGGGCAAGACUGAGACAAAAGCUGAAAAGUCUGAACAAAGCACAGAGGAACCAAAGAAGAAGAUUGACACCUCAGUAUCCUGGGAAGCCCUUAUUUGUGUGGGAUCAGCUAAAAAGAGGGCCAGGAAGACUUCUGACUCUGACGAUGAAGAAACUAAGAUUGAGGAAGAGGUUCAGAAGUCUGGAGAAGAACAGGCCAAGACUGCAGAGUCACCUCUUGAAAGCUCACAGGAGGUUGAGCGUGAAAAUUUGGCCUCUUCUCCAGAACCAGAAGGAGAGCUUGUCUCUACAUGGGAGUCCUUCAAAAGGCUGGUGACACAACGUAAGAAACCCAAGGCUGAAGACAAGUCUGAUGAAGUGCAGGGUCCAGAGCAGGCAGCAUCUGACAGUGAACUACCCAAAGAGGAGUCAUCUUUCUCCCUUAGAAAACUAAUUCCCCGCAGAAAGAAGAAGUCUGAUGCUAAACAAGGGCAGGCGUCUUCUGAUGUUGGAUCUGCAGAAGAAGACUCUGACACACCUGCUGUGGUACCUCUGUCAGAGUAUGACAACGAAAAAUCAGAGAAGGCUACAGAGGAAGAAACAAAGACAGAGGAGGCAAAGCCAGAGGUCACACCUGUCACUCCAGUCACUCCUGGAAAAGCCUCAGCUGAGGACAGAUCUCCAUCUUGGAUCUCAGCUACUGUGGAGAAUGUUGAAGAUGAGGCAGAGGGAAAGCCACUAAGUGACAUACCUGAAGAAGGAGAUACAGCUGCUACACCUAAAUCAGCUGAUAACACCAUUGUGGAGGACAUCAUAGAGUUUACAUCAGAAGCUGUCACUGCCAUUGAGCCAGCAGAGGAAACAGAAAUGGUUUCUGCUCUAUCACGCAUCACAGAGUCACCCAUUACAUCUGGUGAGACUUCACCAGUACCAGAUGAUGGUGUGGUGAACAAAGCUGAAGCCAUUUUACAAGAAGCUGUGGAAACUAUCAAUAUUACAUCAAGUGCAGUGGCUGUCACAGUAACAGAAGAGCAGACAAAAAGAAUGGCUGUCACUACAAGCCCAUUCCAGAUUGAGUCAGCCAUUAAGGAGGAGAAAGUGGUCUUGGCUGUUCAUGAGAAAACUGAAGCAAUAUCCAUCUGCACAGGCCUUGACACCAGUGAAAUUAAAGCUGUAGAAGAAGAGAGUCCUUUGAAGUCUACAGUGGAAGCUGUCACCACUGUCAGCCAGGCACUGUCUAUAGAGGUGGCUGCUGAGGAUCACACUUUAAAACCUGAAGAAGCUGAAGUGGCAGAAGACAAAAUUUUUGUGGCACAGGUUAACGAAGUUCAAACUGAGUGCAAAGAAGAGCCUCCAGUCUCUGUAGAAAAUACUGUAGAGGAAACUGUAGAGGUUAAGACUACGAAUGAGUUCCAGGAAGCAGUCAAAGUGGCAGUGGUCACAGCAAUUCAACAGGAGAUAGAGAUUCUUGAGGAGCCAGUAGUCACAGAAAACACUCCAAAGGUGGUGCCAGAGAGCCCUGUUGAAUCAACUGUAGAACAGCCAGUCUGUGCUCAGACAGUAGAGAUCACUGAAGUUACUGCUGCUGAAGGGGAGGUGCAGGAGAAAGACGUUAAAGAAUCAGUCACCAGUGCUGAGGUAGUAUCUGUAGAAGUAGCAGGGGCUGUGUCAGAAGAAGUUACAACAUCACUUGCAGAUACCCUUGUACCUGAGACAACCAUGUCUCAGGAAGAUCCCAUCCCUGUCCUGGCUGCAACAGAGGAGGCUGCAGUAACAGAAGAGAUUGUCUGUGUUUGCCCACCCUCAGAAACUAAAACAGAAGAAGAAAUAAAGGUUGUUAUGGAGAGCGUUUUAACCACUCAAGUCCACAUUACCACAGAUGCUGAGGUUGUCUCAGCAAGCGUUUGUGUUGAGGAAAACAUUGAAGUUGCAUCAUCAAGUGUCAGUCCUGUGAUUGAGGAAACAUGUAAGAAAGAUGAAGUGGAAGCAAUGCAUCUGAAAGAAGCAGAAGCCAUUCAGGAACAGAGCACAGUCAUUGUUCAGGAAGUCCUUCAAAAUGUUGUUGAGAACCUCAGUGAAAUGCACAUGGGACAAGAGUUAGAAGAGAAGCCUGUGGAGGAGAUUGACACAGCAAAACCUGAGGAGGUCCCAUCUGUAGCUGAGGAGGAAAAAUUGUCACAGGAUGCACCAGUCACAGAAGAAAAAUUUACAGCAGAUACACAAAUUCAAGAAGAAACAAAGCCUGAGACUGAGAACAAAGCUGAAGAAGAACCGACCCAGGUCAUUACUGAGAGUUUGCCAGUCAAUGAAGCCAUUCAGAUUUCUGAAAUAGUUCUGGUUGCUAUGACAGAAGAAAUUAAAGCUCAGGAGGAAGAGGUGUCCUCAGUCUCUGUGGAAGCAACACAACUAUGUACAGAUGUAGUAAAGCAGGAAGUGGAAUUGAAGGAAGGUGAAAAGAAGGUAGAGGAUGACAAAUCAGUCACCACAGAAAGCGAAGAUGGGAAAUGUCAAGCUGAGAAAGAUCAAAAUGAAGAACCAAGUGGAACCACAGAGACACCAGCUUCAGAGGAAAGCAGUCAAACGCAAACCGUCACUCUUGUAAGCGUAAAGCAUGCUCAGGUUGUUGAGGAAGAGAGUCAGCAGAUCCAAGACAUGAAGACUGAGACAGCGACGGAGAUCAAUGUUGGCAUCAUACAUGUGGUGGAAGCAGAUGAAAGAGCAACGCAAGACACUGAAAUUGCCGUGAAAGAAGACAGCACCAAGAGUCAGGAGCCAUCAAAAGAUAUGCCUCAAACAGACUUGGAAGAGGCACAAAAGGAUAUUUCAGCACCAGACAUGAAAGGCCAGGAGGGGUCCGGAGAUCCUGACUGUCAGAAGACAGAUGCUGAAGCCAGUGAGGUGAAAACAGCUGCUGAGGACACACCAAAAGCCACUAAGGAAGAGGACAUGGAGAAAGAGAUUGACACCGUCACCACAGAGACUGCUACAGAGUCAUGAGCCAGCUACACGUGUCAGGUGGUUGCAUGGGAAGCUCCUGUAGAAGAUACAGGAACAGAAGAAAGAGCCAGAGACUCAUCCAUCUAUCCAUCCAUCCAUCCAUCUAUCCUAUAACAUGUUUUCGUAAUGUCUACGUUCCAGCCCACUUUGAGAAAUUUCUAUCCACAGCAUCACACCAUGACUCAGAUGGGUUCAGAUGUCACUCAUCUCACAUUGAGCGUUUUUGUUUUCUGACAUUUUAUUCUCACAGAGGUGUUGCUGUGUCGUGAAGGGCUGCUGUCAGAUGGAGAGAAAUGUGUGUGUAUGUGCUUUAUGUGUGUGUGAGAUCCUAUCUUGUAUAUUGUAUUUAUAUCUAAAAUAUUCUGUCAUCCCAACCUUGUCCUAAACGGCCUGGAAAUGGAUGACAUCACCCAGAUACAAGGUUGUUUUUUUGUUUUUUUUAUUUACGAAACAUGGUACACGUGUGCAGUUAAGCGUCAGAGUGUUUGAGAGCCAGCAUAAUCAUUUCCAUUCCUACUGUACAUAUAUAUCAUAUAUAAAACAUGCUUUAUUUCUCGACUGUGAAACUCGUGAAACUUUUUUUUUGUAGUUCUCCUGUGUUUGAGAAGCACAUGCUAUCAGUAAAACACUGCUUUCACCUUUAAUAUGUGAAUGAAUGGUUAGAUUUUGGUAUUAAAUGAGAUUUGACAGCACUGUUCGGUGGCACGUGAAGUACAGUAUGUAUUCUUUACUGUUUCUAAGUUGUUAUUAGAUAUUCAAAAGUAUUGCUGAGUGCACUGGCGCCAUCUACCGGAAGCCAGUUUUUAUGAAAUUAAUUUGCGUUCACAAUUCAUGUGUGUUAGUGUUGUUUUUUUGUUUGUUUUUUUUUUUUACAAACAUUGUUCAUAUCGCGCUCACAGCGUUUGUAUUUUUCAUCUGUGUAUCAUAAACUAACAAUAUUACUCCUUCCAGUGAUGAUCACCUUUAAUAACAAUUUAUUCACAAUUUACAUUUUUUUUAAACUACAUUCUUUUAGUGCUUAGAUGCAUGAGAUCUGAACAAAGCAGAACUGAGAUUUGCAAUCAGCGUGUAUAUGCAAAGCAUCGCAUCACUCGUUCAUUAAAUUCAUUAAGGUCACCUUUGUAAUCCUGCUGAUUAUAAAAUGCAAUAUAAAAUGUCUCAGUGAUACAGCAGUGACUAUCAGUGUUCUUGUUCUUGAGGCAAAUUAGAGGAUGUGAGAAUCUCUGCAAAGAUGCUUUAUUUUGUUAAAAUAGAAAAAGAAUGUUCUUCUAUCAUCACAGCUUGUAUGAAACCCCUGGGUCGCAUCCUGUUCUCUGCUUUUUAUAAAAAAAAAUAUUACUGUGAAGCUCCUUAACAUUUGUACAAAUUGUAUACCUAUGUAUCUUAAAUCAUAUUGUAAUAUUAAAUAACCAAUGAGAGCAUUAGACAAUGUUAUGUAGCAUGAUCUUCUCUGUUUUUUUGUUUUUUUUUUAUUUGUCAAGCUGUUAAUAGUAUGGAUACAGAACCCUGUCUAUAUUUCAUUUAAAUAAAAGUUAGCGCUGUAAA
This is a messenger RNA of Pangasianodon hypophthalmus (striped catfish), 6560 nucleotides long. It is a transcript of the gene akap12b, whose product is annotated as A kinase (PRKA) anchor protein 12b. The record is from RefSeq and is a predicted model, not a curated record. Gene Ontology annotation, molecular function: calmodulin binding; protein kinase A binding. Gene Ontology annotation, cellular component: cytoplasm. NCBI's taxonomy places the organism in Eukaryota, Metazoa, Chordata, Actinopteri, Siluriformes, Pangasiidae. The transcript has 4 exons. Gene Ontology annotation, biological process: regulation of protein kinase C signaling; signal transduction. Bases 186 to 5015 code for a protein of 1609 amino acids.